Molecule: messenger RNA, 1854 nt
Organism: Triticum turgidum subsp. durum (durum wheat)
Lineage: Eukaryota; Viridiplantae; Streptophyta; Magnoliopsida; Poales; Poaceae
Source: the annotation of a GenBank genome assembly
AUGGCUUCACCAUUUUGUGGCAUCUCCACAUGCGGACUCAAUGCCGCCGCUCCUACCGGAUUCUCCUCCAAGAGGACGCUUUCCCUGGUUUCGCCCACAUUUGUUUCACUUGCCCAGGAAAUCAGGCCUAGGAGAAGGUGCAAUUUCAGAGUAAAUGCCGCAAAGGAACUGUAUUUCAACAAGGAUGGGUUGGCUAUGAGGAAGCUGCAGAUGCAAAUUUCUGAUUGCAUAUUUCCUUAUCAGAAUGGAGUGAAUAAGCUGGCAAACCUGGUUGGAGUUACUCUUGGUCCAAAAGGACGGAAUGUUGUCCUUGAGAAUAAGUACGGGCCACCUAGAAUUGUUAAUGAUGGUGUUACGGUAGCGAAAGAGGUUGAGCUCGAAGACCCUGUAGAAAAUAUUGGAGCUAAAUUGGUUAGGCAAGCUGCUGCUAAGACAAAUGACUUGGCUGGUGAUGGCACAACCACAUCGGUCAUCCUUGCUCAAGGGAUGAUCACCGAGGGUGUUAAGAUUGUAGGUGCUGGUGCUAAUCCAGUACAGAUUGCCCGUGGUAUCGAGAAAACAGCCAAAGCACUAGUCUAUGAGCUCCAGAAGAUGUCCAAGGAGGUUAAAGAUAGCGAACUUGUCGAUGUUGCUGCUGUAAGUGCUGGAAAUGAUUAUGCAAUUGGCAACAUGAUAGCUGACGCUGUGAGCAAGGUUGGGCGACAUGGGGUAGUCACGCUCGAAGAAGGAAAGAGUUCUGAAAACAGCCUCUAUGUGGUCGAAGGGAUGCGAUUCGACCGCGGCUAUAUUUCUCCCUACUUUGUGACCGACGGUGAAAGAAUGACAGUGGAGUAUAACAAUUGCAAGCUCCUUCUUGUGGACAAGAAAAUUAACAGCGCCAAAGAUCUUAUCACUAUUCUAGAGGACGCUAUUACGAGUGGAUAUCCAGUUUUAAUAAUUGCAGAGGACAUUGAGCAGGAAGCCCUUGCAGCCCUCGUGCUCAACAGGCUUAGAGGCUCACUACAGAUUGCUGCUAUAAGAGCCCCUGGUUUCGGGGAGCGCAGGAGUCAAUACCUCGAUGACAUCGCCACUCUGACAGGAGUUAUAACAGUCAAUCUUCAUGUAGGCACUGUCAUCAGAGACGAAUUUGGAGUACCCCUGCAUAAAGCAGACAAAACUGUCCUAGGAACUGCUGCCAAGGUUGUAAUUACUAAAGAUUCAACAACAAUAAUUGGAGAUGGUACUACACAAGAGGAAGUAAUCAAAAGGGUGACACAAAUCAAGAACCAGAUUGAGGCUACUGAACAUGAAUAUGAAAAAGAAAAGCUAAAAGAGAGGAUAGCCAAAUUAUAUGGUGGUGUUGCUAUCAUUCAGGUAGGAGCACAGACUGAAACCGAGCUAAAGGAAAAGAAACUGAGGGUCGAAGAUGCGCUGAAUGCAACAAAGGCGGCUGUUGAGGAAGGUAUUGUCGUUGGUGGUGGUUGUACCCUCAUAAGACUUGCAUCAAAAGUUGAUGCUAUUAAACAAACCCUUGAGAAUGAUGAACAGAAGGUUGGGGCUGAAAUUGUGAGGAAGUCCUUAAGUUAUCCACUUAAACUGAUUGCAAAAAAUGCUGGCAUUAAUGGCAGCGUAGUUAUUGAGAAGGUCCUUGCCAUUGACAACUCCAGCUAUGGUUACAAUGCCGCUACAGGAAAGUACGAGGAUUUGAUGGCUGCUGGUAUUAUUGAUCCAACCAAGGUGGUGAGGUGUUGCUUGGAGCAUGCUGCAUCGGUGGCGAAAACUUUCAUCACCUCUGACGCUGUUGUCGUCGACAUAAGGGCGCCUAAGUGUGCACCUGUUGUGAACCCGAUGUGCGGUUCAGGUUAUGGAUUCUAA